This is a messenger RNA of Neomonachus schauinslandi (Hawaiian monk seal), 1785 nucleotides long. RefSeq names its product serpin family B member 9 (gene SERPINB9). The transcript has 7 exons. The record is from RefSeq and is a predicted model, not a curated record. Gene Ontology annotation, molecular function: serine-type endopeptidase inhibitor activity. The coding region runs from base 86 to 1213 and encodes 375 amino acids. Gene Ontology annotation, cellular component: cytoplasm. Gene Ontology annotation, biological process: negative regulation of endopeptidase activity. NCBI's taxonomy places the organism in Eukaryota, Metazoa, Chordata, Mammalia, Carnivora, Phocidae.
CAGAAGAACUUACCCGUCCCCAGAUGCUGUGACCACGCACACCACCUUGUCAACGGAUACACUGUGGCUUUAUGAACCCUGCAUCAUGGACGCUCUUUCUGAAGCAAAUGGCACCUUUGCCAUCCAGCUUUUAAAGAUACUGUGUCAAGACAACCCUUCACACAACGUGUUCUAUUCUCCUGUGAGCAUCUCCUCAGCCCUGGCCAUGGUCUUCCUGGGGGCAAAAGGAAACACUGCUGCCCAGAUGGCCCAGGUGCUUUCAUUAAGCACAGAGAAAGACAUUCAUCAGAGUUUCCAGUCACUUCUUGCUGAAGUGAACAAACCUGGCACCCAGUACUUGCUCAGAACGGCCAGCAGGCUCUUUGGAGAAAAGACUUGUGAAUUCCUCUCGGCCUUUAAGGAAUCCUGUCUUCGGUUCUACCACGCUGAGCUGGAGCAGCUUUCCUUUGCCAAUGAUGCAGAGCAGUGCAGGGAGCACAUCAACACUUGGGUCUCAAAAAAGACUGAAGGUAAAAUUCGAGAUUUACUGCCGAGUAACUCAAUCAAUGCAAACACCAGGCUGGUUCUUGUCAAUGCCAUCUACUUCAAAGGAAGGUGGAAUGAACAGUUCAACAAAAUGUACACAAGGGAAAUGCCUUUUAAAAUAAACCAGAAAGAGCAAAAGCCGGUGCAGAUGAUGUUUCAGGAAGCUACGUUUAAGCUUGCCUAUAUUAAAGAGGUGCAGACCCAGGUCCUGGAGCUGCCCUACGAGGGUGAGGAGCUGAGCAUGGUCAUUCUGCUCCCGGACGACAACGUGGAUCUAAGCUUGGUGGAAAAAAAUCUCACUUUGGAGAAAUUCAGAGCCUGGACCAAGCCAGACCGUAUGCAGAGCACCGAAGUGGAAGUUUUCCUUCCGAGAUUUCAACUGGAAGAGGAUUAUGACAUGGAAUCUGUGCUCCGGGGUCUGGGAAUGGUUGAUGCCUUUUGGGAGGACGAGGCUGACUUUUCGGCAAUGUCAGGCGAGAGAGAUCUGUGUCUGUCCAAGUUUGUGCACAAGAGUUUUGUGGAGGUGAACGAGGAAGGCACGGAGGCCGCGGCCGCGUCAACUAUCUUGGUUGUGGAGUGUUGCAUGGAUUCUGGCCCCACGUUCUGCGCCGACCACCCCUUCCUUUUCUUCAUUAGGCACAAUGCAGCCGACACUAUUCUGUUCUGUGGCAGGUUUUCCUCUCCAUAAGGGUGAGCAUUCCCCUCUUUCUGUGUCCUCCUGCCCUGCUCCACAGCCUUGGAAAAUGGGCCUUCGAAGCGCAGUGCAAAGGUGAGGGCAGAUGCCUCAAGCAUCUCAAUCCCAUGCUUGUCCACACCCAGCUCUCCCCAUCCUGACCACUCAUUUGCCCUACUUAGCCAAGUUCAUGGGACAAGAGACCUUAAUGAUUCCCUGUAGUAUUUAAAGUGCAGUCCUAAUCCCAUAGGAUGGAAUGCGAAGUUUCCCUGGAUGGCCCCAGACUUACUCCCCUCUCAUUCCACUUGUAAUUCAUUCUAGUGACACUGUGUUCUGCCUUGUACCUCAAAUCUGGUUGCAUACUUGCCUUAGCCUGUUUCAGUAGUAAUAAAUGCUGCUCCUGAGGCUAUUAUUUUAUAGUCUGCCUGGUGCAUGGGCUUUUUAGAAAGCUUCUUUAAUGCACAUUUUUAUUUUAUCUUUGACAUUCAUGCCUCACUAAGUAGGUGGCAAGCCAGGGCAUCAGGCAUUGGAGACAAAGGGGGCGGAGUCAUGGUCUUUUGACACCUGGUCUUUAAUACUCAGGCCAG